This is a messenger RNA of Halteromyces radiatus, 1471 nucleotides long. RefSeq names its product tubulin gamma chain. The record is from RefSeq and is a predicted model, not a curated record. The coding region runs from base 8 to 1372 and encodes 454 amino acids. The transcript is spliced from 10 exons. Lineage: Eukaryota; Fungi; Mucoromycota; Mucoromycetes; Mucorales; Cunninghamellaceae. Gene Ontology annotation, molecular function: GTP binding; structural constituent of cytoskeleton. Gene Ontology annotation, cellular component: centrosome; spindle; microtubule. Gene Ontology annotation, biological process: mitotic spindle organization; cytoplasmic microtubule organization; meiotic spindle organization.
AUUUACUAUGCCACGUGAAAUCAUCACCUUACAAGCAGGACAAUGUGGAAAUCAAAUUGGAAGUGAGUUUUGGAGACAAAUCUGUGCGGAACAUGGUAUCAGUAGUGAUGGUACUUUGGAAGAUUUUGCAACUGAAGGUGGUGAUAGGAAAGAUGUCUUUUUUUAUCAGGCAGAUGAUGAACAUUACAUUCCCCGUGCUUUACUACUGGAUCUUGAACCACGGGUAAUCAAUACCAUACGUGAAUCGCCUUUUGCCAAUCUUUAUAAUCCAGAAAAUAUGUUUGUAGCUGACGAAGGUGGUGGUGCUGGAAAUAUUUGGUCUUAUGGUUAUUCUCAAGGGGAAAGGGUAUAUGAAGAUAUUAUUGAUAUGGUGGAUAGGGAAGCUGAUGGUAGCGAUUCUUUAGAAGGAUUCAUGUUACUUCAUUCUAUUGCUGGUGGAACUGGAUCUGGUCUAGGUUCUUUUCUAUUGGAACGUUUGAAUGAUCGAUAUCCCAAGAAAUUGAUUCAAACUUAUUCGGUAUUUCCUAAUUCUGAAGAGGUGUCUGAUAUUGUUGUUCAACCUUAUAACAGUAUGCUUACUUUGAAACGAUUAACUUGUAAUGCUGAUAGUGUGGUUGUCUUGGAUAAUGCUGCCCUUGCUCGAAUUGCUACAGAUCGUUUACAUAUACAAACUCCUACUUUUGAACAAACCAAUCAACUUGUUUCUACCGUCAUGUCUGCCAGUACAACGACUUUAAGAUAUCCUGGUUAUAUGAACAAUGAUCUUGUCGGUAUUGUAUCCUCUUUGAUUCCAACUCCACGAUGUCACUUUUUGACAACAGCUUAUACACCUUUCUCAAGUGAACAAGUAGAUAAAGCCAAAUCAGUACGAAAAACAACCGUGUUAGACGUUAUGCGUCGUUUAUUGCAACCAAAGAAUAGAAUGGUAUCUACAGUACCUUCCAAACGAAGUUGUUAUAUCUCUGUAUUAGAUAUCAUUCAAGGAGAAGCUGAUCCAACGGAUGUUCACAAAUCAUUGUUACGUAUACGGGAACGUCGCCUUGCACAAUUCAUCCCUUGGGGUCCUGCAAGCAUUCAAGUCGCAUUAUCUAAGAAAUCACCCUAUGUACAAACACCACAUCGUGUCAGUGGUUUGAUGUUGGCAAAUCAUACCAGUAUUGCAUCACUCUUCAAACGGACAUGCGACCAAUAUGAUCGACUACGAAAACGAAAUGCGUUCUUGGAACAAUAUCGAAAACAUCCCAUGUUUUCAGAUAAUUUGGAUGAAUUUGAUGAUUCUCGGAAUGUGGUGCAAGAUUUGAUAGAAGAAUAUGAAGCAUGUGAAACACCUGAUUAUGUCAACUAUGGUAUGAAGGACAAGAUGGAAUCAUAAGACAUUGGAAUAUACUUUUAUCUAUUAGCUUUGUUUUUACAAGAAAAAAAAAUAUCGUUUUAUUUUAUUUUAUUUUACAUAAUAAAAAAUGAUUGUACA